CAAAGGAGCCAAGACCAUGGCGAAAGCCGGGGAUAAGAGCAGCAGCAGCGGGAAGAAAAGUCUAAAACGGAAAGCCGCUGCCGAAGAACUUCAGGAGGCUGCAGGCGCUGGGGAUGGGGCGACGGAAAACGGGGUCCAACCCCCGAAAGCGGCUGCCUUUCCGCCAGGCUUUAGCAUUUCGGAGAUUAAAAACAAACAGCGGCGACACUUAAUGUUCACGCGGUGGAAACAGCAGCAGCGGAAGGAAAAGUUGGCAGCUAAGAAAAAACUUAAAAAAGAAAGAGAGGCUCUUGGCGAUAAGGCUCCACCAAAGCCUGUACCCAAGACCAUUGACAACCAGCGAGUGUAUGAUGAAACCACAGUAGACCCUAAUGAUGAAGAGGUCGCUUAUGAUGAAGCUACAGAUGAAUUUGCUUCUUACUUCAACAAACAGACUUCUCCCAAGAUUCUCAUCACAACAUCAGAUAGACCUCAUGGGAGAACAGUACGACUCUGUGAACAGCUCUCCACAGUUAUACCAAACUCACAUGUUUAUUACAGAAGAGGACUGGCUCUGAAAAAAAUUAUUCCACAGUGCAUCGCAAGAGAUUUCACAGACCUGAUUGUUAUUAAUGAAGAUCGUAAAACCCCAAAUGGACUUAUUUUGAGUCACUUGCCAAAUGGCCCAACUGCUCAUUUUAAAAUGAGCAGUGUUCGUCUUCGUAAAGAAAUUAAGAGAAGAGGCAAGGACCCCACAGAACACAUACCUGAAAUAAUUCUGAAUAAUUUUACAACACGGCUGGGUCAUUCAAUUGGACGUAUGUUUGCAUCUCUCUUUCCUCAUAAUCCUCAAUUUAUCGGAAGGCAGGUUGCCACAUUCCACAAUCAACGGGAUUACAUAUUCUUCAGAUUUCACAGAUACAUAUUCAGGAGUGAAAAGAAAGUGGGAAUUCAGGAACUUGGACCACGUUUUACCUUAAAAUUAAGGUCUCUUCAGAAAGGAACCUUUGAUUCUAAAUAUGGAGAGUAUGAAUGGGUCCAUAAGCCCCGGGAAAUGGAUACAAGUAGAAGAAAAUUCCAUUUAUAAAGUACUGAGAGAAUGAUAUUGGAUUUUGCUGAACAGGCCUAUCUUGAACUUUGGUAAAUUAUUUUUGACAGAAUACUCUUUUCAAAAUGGCAUUUGCUGAUUUCAUAAACCUUUCACGUCUGGACGAAUUACCAAAUGCCAUGAAUUGCCACUGUGUGUUUAUGUAGAAAAUACAAAUAAAAGUUAUUUUGAUGGCUUAGGUUUCCUUAAACUUAGUUCUCUUGUUUUUGGGUAACUGUGAAUAAUUAAGUUGGAAUCAAGAUUCAGAUUAACUUUCCUAUUUGCAUAGAACACAUGAGAGGAAUAAAAUGGUUGGUAAAUAUUGGCUAACCCUUGAUUUUUAUACCAGAUUAACCUUGGAUUCCCAGUGUCUGGCACAGUUUUAAUAGCUUAAAUGGAGGCCAGGUUUCUGGAUGUUUUAACAUUCUCUUAAGCCUUCAGAAGGGUAAAAAAUUUAAAGCAAAAUGAUCUACCAGGGUUUAAAGCAAAGUUGCAAAUUACUGAAGCUAAUCUUUGCUUCCUGAUUUUGAGGUUUUUGGUUUUUUGUGCCCACGUUGUGGGGAGCUCUUUUUUACCUCAUUACAUGGUGCUGUAGUACUCCAUUCAGGCACUGAAACAAAGUUAACCCUAUAAGUAACUCAUGGAUGGAAACCCGUAGAACUUAACAGCCUCCUCCUGACCUUAAAAGAAUAAAGGUUCACAGUUUACCUUUAAUUCCCUAGCAGUCUUGCCAGAUGUAUGGCAUAAAGUCAUGUGAGAAGAGUAGGUGGAAAAAACUGUACAAACUUAACCCCUUCAGGUGUUCAGAACAGAUUAAUAUACCAUGUAUUUAAUACCAAUAAUAAUGCAAAAUAAAAGUUUCAUACUAAGUUUUAUUGUAUG
Messenger RNA from Homo sapiens (human), 1948 nucleotides. RefSeq names its product ribosome production factor 1 homolog (gene RPF1). Gene Ontology annotation, molecular function: rRNA binding; rRNA primary transcript binding. Gene Ontology annotation, biological process: rRNA processing. The record is from RefSeq and is marked validated. Bases 17 to 1066 code for a protein of 349 amino acids. Gene Ontology annotation, cellular component: nucleolus. NCBI's taxonomy places the organism in Eukaryota, Metazoa, Chordata, Mammalia, Primates, Hominidae. The transcript is spliced from 9 exons.